Fusarium tjaetaba is the source of this 825-nucleotide messenger RNA. RefSeq lists its product as uncharacterized. Bases 1 to 825 code for a protein of 274 amino acids. The record is from RefSeq and is a predicted model, not a curated record. The transcript is spliced from 5 exons. NCBI's taxonomy places the organism in Eukaryota, Fungi, Ascomycota, Sordariomycetes, Hypocreales, Nectriaceae.
AUGGCGUUUUUCAUUGAUGGAAAGGACUGCAUGAUCUCGGAAUGGAUCUUGCUGGCAGCCUCUUAUGUCUUCGUCGGUCUUCGAAUCUAUGCGCGUCUCUUCCGUGCGCGUGAGAAGUUGACUUGGUCCGAUUACCUGCUCCUUCUAUCCGCCGUCGAUGCUCUCGCCCUCAUCAUCUGUGAUACUCUGACCUUCCAGAUGGGUGUCAUGGAUGAGUAUGAGACGUCUGUCAAGCUCUCCAAGAUCUCAUUCGCAUCCAACUACUUUUACGAUGUCGGUAUGGGCUUCCCCAAGAUGAGCAUGCUCGCGUUCUACUGGGCCUACUUUCUCCCCUCCACCGGCAUGAGUUCCGGUAUGCGAAAGGCUCUAUAUGGCAUCACUGCUUUUGUUUGUGCAUCAUACAUGGCGAUCCUUUGGGAUGAUACUUUCUUCUGUGGAAAGGAUGUUUCGGUUCAAUGGUCUCAGGAGGAGGGUGCCUGCAGUGUCUUUUAUGCACCAGAGCCCUUCAUUCUUAACUUUACACUGAACUUGGCCUGUUAUCUUGCUGUCUACGCCCUCCCUCUCAUCCUGCUGGUCCAGGGUGUUCUCCAGCCUUCCAAGGGUGUCACUGCUACCUUUGUCCUUGGAGCUCUGACUAUCUGCAUCACCAUUGUGCGAUUUGUCACUCUCAAGGUUGGCACUGGCCAAGAGAAUCUUGUUUACCCCAUGAGUAUGCUUGAGAUGGCGCUUGCUAUUACUGUUGUCGCGCUACCAGGCUUGAAGCCACUUGUGGAUCGCUCCCCAAAGCAUGAGACGAGGAGCGAGGUGAUUGAGAUCAAGAACUAA